CUUUGGAUAGUCCCGCAAAAUCAACGAACUACUCUGAAUUCCGUAGUCCGUACCAGCGAACACUGCUCAUUUGCUUCUAUUGCAUCUCAGAGUCUCUCGCGCUUCGCUCGGCGACUUCGGUCCUUCCCGUGCCGGCGGCUUUUCAGAUUUUCUUCCCGCCCCCGUCGCAGAGCUUUCCGCGUUUACUAGCGAACUUCGCCGCCGGCGUUUCCACCGGAGCAAAUCUAGGACUCCGCCGUCGGCCAGAGCGAGAGCCGGUCUGAUUACGAUCAGAUCUGCGAGACGCCAUUUCAUACUCCCCGAGCUCAGAUGCGUGUUGAUUAUUAGCGACUGAGAUCGCUGCCAAUUCCGCUUGCAGCCGUACUCAUGGCGAUCUCCAGUCCUAUCACUCCCGGCCAGGUCUCCUUUUUCAUUGGAAUCAUACCUGUGCUCGCUGCGUAUAUCUACUCCGAGUUUCUGGAGUACAAGAGAAAGAGAGUAGCCAAAGCUAGGCACUCGGAUAUCAGUUUAGUGGAAGUGGGGCUUGAGGUGGUCAAAGACGAUGAUAAAGCUGUUCUAUUGGAAGGAGGCGGUCUUCAAUCUGCAUCUCCUAGGGCUCGUAACUUGCAUUCUUCAUCUCCUAUAUUCAGAACUGAAUUUGUAAUAGUCGAAUCACUUUCCAUGAGACCGUCUUCUGCCUUCUGCAGGUCUGAGUUUGGUCUCCUUUUGGUGUACUUUUACCUUUGCGAUCGCACUGAUGUCUUUGGCUCUUCUACAAAGACCUACAACCGGGAUCUUUUCUUGUUCCUCUACUUCCUUCUCAUCAUUGUUGCAGCCAUUACCUCUUUCACAGUACACAAAGACAGGUCACCGUUCUCUGGAAAACCCAUUCUUUACUUGAACAGACACCAAACUGAGGAGUGGAAAGGCUGGAUGCAGGUCCUAUUUCUAAUGUACCAUUACUUUGCUGCAACGGAAUUGUAUAAUGCAAUCCGAGUGUUUAUUGCUGCAUAUGUCUGGAUGACUGGAUUCGGGAACUUCUCGUACUAUUAUGUGCGCAAGGAUUUUAGUCUUGCCAGGUUUGCGCAGAUGAUGUGGCGGCUUAAUUUCUUGGUCAUAUUCUGUUGCAUCAUACUCAAUAACAGUUACAUGCUAUACUACAUUUGCCCAAUGCAUACUCUCUUCACUCUUAUGGUGUACGGGGCCCUCGGUAUUCUGCACAAGUACAAUGAAAUUGGGUUAGUCAUCGGAGCAAAGAUCGUUGCAUGCUUCUUGGUCGUGGUUCUGAUAUGGGAAGUUCCUGGAAUGUUUGAGAUCCUCUGGGGCCCAUUCACUUUAUUUCUUGGCUACACUGAUCCUGCAAAACCUAACUUACCUCGCUUGCAUGAGUGGCAUUUCCGCUCGGGGCUUGAUCGUUAUAUCUGGAUUAUCGGAAUGAUAUAUGCAUACUAUCACCCGACAGUUGAAAGGUGGAUGGAGAAGCUGGAAGAAAUGGAAAUGAAACGUAGAAUAUCAAUCAAAAUCGCUGUGUCUUCAAUUGCAGUAACGGUGGGGUAUCUGUGGCUUGAGUACAUAUAUAAGAUGGACAAGAUUACUUACAACAAAUACCAUCCUUACACAUCAUGGAUACCAAUAACGGUAUACAUUGUUCUGAGGAAUGUUACCCAGUACUUCCGGAACUUCAGCCUGACCCUUUUUGCAUGGCUUGGAAAAGUUACUUUGGAGACGUAUAUUUCUCAGUUUCAUAUCUGGUUGAGAUCAAGCGUCCCAGAUGCUCAACCAAAAUUACUGCUAUCUCUGAUCCCAGAAUAUCCACUGCUUAACUUCAUGCUUACGAGUGCAAUAUAUGUUGCAGUUUCCUAUAGACUCUUUGAGCUGACAAAUACAUUGAAGAUUGCUUUUGUCCCCAGCAAAGACGAUAAGCGACUGGUGCAAAACAUUAUAACAGCAGCAAUUCUUUCCAGUGUUCUGUACUCGCUGGCUUUUAUCUUUUUGAGACUUCCCCAGUUAAUGGUUUAAACUUGAAUGGUCACCACACAGAGUUUGAAACAGAAACAGUAUAUGCUAGUUCCGGUGUCAUUUUGGCUCUAGUGCAAAGAAUCUGAGCUGGUAAGGGAAUGAGGCUCUUGACCGUGAGCCAGUCUUGCGGUCUGAAGAUUUUGUACCUUUGUACAGGUGAAACAAGGUGAGUUGUAUGGCAUCCAAGCGAAGAGGUCGUGUAUCCCCCCAUCCUCGAUAGUAAAUGGCUGAUUAAGUCUAGUUGUGAUCAUAGUCCAUAGCUCAUUAUGUCGGAGGAUUUGUUAGAAGCGUAAUGCACCAUUACCUUUGGGAGGCUAGUUUUCUAUCGUUCUGGCAGGAGGAUUUUGUUAUAAGAAUCACAAGGUCUAUUUUGUCAUACCAGUGCACUGCACAUUUGCCGUUAUUCAUUCAUUUGUGCUUUGGUGUGUAUCAAAACCACUAAUGAUACUCCUUGCUUGAAUUCCCAUACACUGCAUUGUCCUGGCUGAUUAAACUUGUU
Molecule: messenger RNA, 2497 nt
Organism: Linum tenue
Lineage: Eukaryota; Viridiplantae; Streptophyta; Magnoliopsida; Malpighiales; Linaceae
Source: the annotation of a GenBank genome assembly